UUUUAUAUACACAGCAUUGCCUCUUCCUCCUACUUCAGCUGCUUCUCUGAUUUUAUCUCUCUCUCUCUCUUCACUCUCAGAUACCUUUUUUUUUUUUGUGAGCUUCGAACAAAAAGCUCUCAGAUCCACAAGAGUCAGAGGCUCAUCUCUUCUUUGAUCUUGGUUUAUGAGCUCGAAGGAGAAACCCACUCUCGGAGGUACGCGGAUUAAGACCCGCAAACGGAAUAUUGCUGCUCCUCUGGACCCUGCAGCCUUCUCUGAUGCAGUGGUCCAGAUUUACCUGGAUAAUGCUGGUGAUCUGGAACUUGUUGCCAAAAGUAUUGAAUCAUCAGAUCUUAAUUUCACAAGAUAUGGUGACAUCUUCUUUGAGGCUGAAAGUUUUGCAGAGCAUUUCACGAAUGAGGGAUUGACCGAUCUAGUGGAGUACCAUUCAAAGAAAAUGUUUGAGGUGAAACUGAGGGAAAUCAAAACCGUUCUAACAAGCAAGGUCACAGAGGAGGAGAGUAAUGUAGACGAAGUCAUUGAAUCUGUGAAGCAACAGAUCAAAGAUGCUAAGCUGCCUGACAUUGAGGUUGUGCGUGUUGUUUGGGAUGGUUUAAUGGAUGCUGUUCAGUGGUCUGGAAAAAAUCAGCAGCAAAAUGCUAACUCUGUUCUGCGCCAGGUGAAAACAUGGGCUCCGCUUCUGAACAUCUUCUGCAGCAGCGGAAAGCUAGAGCUGGAACUGAUGUACAAAGUUCAAAUGCAAUGCUACGAGGAUGCAAAGCUUAUGAAAGUUUUCCCAGAAGUAGUGAGGUCGCUCUAUGAACUCGAUGUCCUCGCUGAAGACACCAUUCUCCACUGGUUCCGUAAAGGAACCAACUCAAAGGGCAGGCAAACCUUUGUGAAAAGCUUAGAGCCAUUUGUGAAUUGGCUUGAAGAGGCGGAGGAAGAAGAGUGAGUGAUCGAUCUAUGUUCCUAAUAAACAAGCAAUGAAGACAAUAAUAAUUCCGAGUUUCUUCUAUCUGUCACUUCUGCUUAUGAAUUAUGAUAUUUACUGCACUCUGCUUUGUAUUUUGGCAAUAAGUCCACUUUGGAGUUUAUUGUUACAUUUUCAAUUUUUUUUUUGGUUUUGAUGACUGUUUUCCUAUAUUGUUUUUGGAUUCUUUUGCAAACGGAUUUAGGCAAAAGCAAAAGCUGUUUUACUUAUGGUUUAUUCGGUUUUUCACUUUUCCUCGGGACUUUAUUGUA
Messenger RNA from Camelina sativa (false flax), 1227 nucleotides. The record is from RefSeq and is a predicted model, not a curated record. Lineage: Eukaryota; Viridiplantae; Streptophyta; Magnoliopsida; Brassicales; Brassicaceae.